Molecule: messenger RNA, 1242 nt
Organism: Diospyros lotus (date-plum)
Lineage: Eukaryota; Viridiplantae; Streptophyta; Magnoliopsida; Ericales; Ebenaceae
Exons: 1
Coding region: 8-1006 (332 amino acids)
Biological process (GO): regulation of DNA-templated transcription
Molecular function (GO): protein dimerization activity; DNA-binding transcription factor activity
Source: RefSeq, a predicted model, not a curated record
UCAGGCAAUGCUUUCUGGAGGCGAAGAUUCCUCUGCUUUCUCGCUUCCGUUGAUCGCCCACACAGCCGCCGACGCUUCAUCUCUGAAUGCUCAAACUCAGUCGCUUCUUAGCGUUGCCGAAGAGAAGUAUCUCUUGCACUAUCCGAUGGCUCCCGCGGUGGAGCCGGCACCGUCCUUUGGUUUCUUCGUUGAAGAAGUUUUGGCCGGUCAGAGUAAAGCUGCUGAGUGGCCGAAGCCGGUCGACUUUUUCUCUGAGAAGCUGAAAAUGCCGAAGAGAGAGCCGUUCAACUAUGAAGAUGUUGGCAGUGUGUCGACGGAGCCGUUUAACUUCAUGUACGGAGGCUCUGAUUUAUCUGUUUCUAGGUUCUGUGCUUGGAGGUUCCAGCAGCUUCCGGAUCUCCGGUCUCUGGAGCAGCUUCAGGAAGGUUUCGGAUUCGCCGAGUCGUCCAGGAAACGAGGCAAGUCGUUCUCGCUGAUGAGCAAUGACGAAAUGACGAUUGACGCAAUGGUUGGGAACAUUAGGUCAUCGAACGACUUUGUCAGUUCGAGGUCGCCGGAGAUUCGAACGCCGAGGCUGCCGCCGGCUGUGGCAGUGCCGGCAAGCGUGAUGGCUCGGCAGCGACGGCAGAGGAUCAGCGACAAGUACCGGUGCUUGCAGAAGCUGUUGCCGUGGGACAGAAAGAUGGACAUAGCGACGAUGCUGGAGGAGGCGUACAAAUACGUGAGGUUCCUCAAGGCGCAGAUUAGCGUCCUACAGUCCAUGCCCUGCGAUUCAUCAAGUUUCGCCACUCAAAACACUUGGGAUGCUAAAGUUUUCGGCGGAUUGGGGAGGCUAAACCGGCAACAACUCCUUCAGAUCCUGGUGAACUCUCCGGUGGUUCAGACGGUGCUGUACUCGAAAGGUUGCUGCGUGUACUCAAUCGAACAAAUGCUUCUGCUGAAGAACAUUGCCGAGAGGAAGGCUCUCUAUCAACAGUUAAUGUUCGAUCCUUCAACUUCCUCUUGAAAGCUUCGUUACGACAAAACAGGUGCUGUAAUGAAUGUUCUAAUUUUCAACUUUUUGUUUCUGUUUUUUCGUUUCUUAAAAAAAUGCAGGAGCGCGUGUGCGCUUGCUGGGCACGCGCUCAUACAGUUCGGUUAUGGAAACCCUACUUGGUUUUGGAUAUGGUCAGAGAGUUUUGGAGGGUUCGUUCCUUUUCGCUUGUUAUGAUAGUAAUCAGAUGAGAGUAAUAUCCAAAUAGA